GGCUGGCUCGCGAUGUCGAGACGCCCCCCGCGGGGGCCCCGGGGAGCCGGGCCGAGAGGGAGGGCCCCGGAGGCUCAGGCUGCCCAGUGGGCUCAGGCCCAGAGCCCAGAGCCCAGAGCAACCAGCACAAUAGCGUCCAACAGCUGGAAUGCCAGCAGCAGCCCCGGGGAGGCCCGGGAGGAUGGGCCCGAGGGCCUGGACAAGGGGCUGGACAACGAUGCGGAGGGCGUGUGGAGCCCGGACAUCGAGCAGAGCUUCCAGGAGGCCCUGGCCAUCUACCCACCCUGCGGCCGUCGCAAGAUCAUCCUGUCGGACGAGGGCAAGAUGUACGGCCGAAAUGAGUUGAUCGCACGGUAUAUUAAAUUGAGGACGGGAAAGACUCGGACAAGAAAACAGGUCUCUAGCCACUUGCAGGUUCUAGCCAGGCGGAAAUCUCGGGAGAUUCAGUCCAAGCUGAAGGCCAUGAACCUGGACCAGGUCUCCAAGGACAAAGCCCUCCAGAGCAUGGCGUCCAUGUCCUCUGCCCAGAUUGUCUCAGCCAGCGUCCUACAGAACAAGUUCAGCCCACCCUCCCCUCUGCCCCAGGCCGUCUUCUCCACUUCCUCUCGGUUCUGGAGCAGCCCCCCUCUCCUGGGACAGCAGCCUGGACCCUCUCAGGACAUCAAGCCCUUUGCACAGCCAGCCUACCCCGUCCAGCCACCCCUGCCGCCGACGCUCAGCAGUUAUGAGCCCCUGGCCCCGCUCCCCUCAGCUGCUGCCUCUGUGCCUGUGUGGCAGGACCGCACCAUCGCCUCCUCCCGGCUGCGGCUCCUCGAAUAUUCCGCCUUCAUGGAGGUGCAGCGCGACCCUGACACGUACAGCAAACACCUGUUUGUGCACAUCGGCCAGACGAAUCCCGCCUUCUCAGACCCGCCCCUGGAGGCAGUGGAUGUGCGUCAGAUCUACGACAAGUUUCCCGAGAAGAAGGGUGGCCUGAAGGAGCUCUAUGAAAAGGGGCCCCCUAACGCCUUCUUCCUCGUCAAGUUCUGGGCCGACCUCAACAGCACCAUCCAGGAGGGCCCGGGGGCCUUCUACGGGGUCAGCUCCCAGUACAGCUCGGCCGACAGCAUGACCAUCAGCGUCUCCACCAAGGUGUGCUCCUUUGGCAAGCAGGUGGUGGAGAAGGUGGAGACCGAGUACGCCAGGCUGGAGAACGGGCGCUUCGUGUACCGCAUCCACCGCUCGCCCAUGUGCGAGUACAUGAUCAACUUCAUCCACAAGCUCAAGCACCUGCCCGAAAAGUACAUGAUGAACAGCGUCCUGGAGAACUUCACCAUCCUGCAGGUGGUCACGAGCCGGGACUCCCAGGAGACCUUGCUCGUCAUUGCUUUCGUCUUUGAAGUCUCCACCAGCGAGCACGGGGCCCAGCACCACGUCUACAAACUCGUCAAAGACUAGGGUGCCCUCCGCCCCCACCAUCACAAUCCAGGACGAGCAUCUUCUCCACACACCUGCCUGGCACCCCUAGGGGUCCAGGAUUGAGGACUCAUCCACCUGCCAGGCCUCAGGCCCAGGACCCAGGAGGCCUCCCCAUCUACCCUGCACACACACUCCCUGCCACUGUUCUGCGCUUUAACUGAGGGAGAAGAGAGGAGAGCUCAGCGGUGGGGCAGCCUGGCGGUUACGCUGACCACCAUACCCAGCUCUGCCCAGCCUCGAAAGACUGGGAGGACACCUUUGAGCCCAGGCACCCAUGGCCGCUGGCCCCUCACGGGACUGUGAUGGGCGGGUGAGGGCAGAAUGGAGACCAAGGGAACCGGAGUGCAGAGGCCCCAGAAGGGGAGUGUUGAGUUGGGGUCAAGUUGAGAAGAAGAAAGAGGAGCCCACACUUUCUGUGCGCCUGCUGUGUGCCAGGCCUCGUGCAGGCCCCCAAGUGCCUUGUGCCAUCCUCAGACCCUGCACGGCAAGCGUGGGGCUCGCUAUCUCAGUGGAGGGACCUGUGGGAGGGGUGGGUGGAGUUGGAGUCCUCCCCCGGCGCUGCCUGUCCCUAGAGCCCAGGUUUAUGCUACCUCCCUGGAGUGGGGGCUGGCCACGGGGGCAGGAGGGAGGGUCUGCACUGAGGGGCCAGCCGGCUGGAUUGGGGGCCUGAACAGACCACCUCCUUCCAGAGCACGGGGGACUCCUGUACGGCCCUCAGAGCUGCCUGACCCAGGUCCAGUCCCGAGCCACCCAGCAGCCUCCCGAUGGGCGAAGGCUUCCAGGGGCAGGCCCAGGCCUGAAGCAGGCUGGAGGGUCAGGUGGGAGGAUGAAGCCCCAGCCCCUGGGCAGGCCACUGGCCCAGGGACAAGGGGUAGCGGAAAAGUUUGGCAUUUUCUCUUGCCUAAGACUUGCGUCUGGUGGUGAACCCUCGGGGGGCACCCGUCCCUUCUGUUUUCCCCACUUCAGUCUCUCCGGCCUGGAGCAGCAGCUCCCCACACCCCGUUCUGGGAUUGAAGGUUAACCCUUCCCCGGCAGCCCCUUCUCAAUACCCAGGCUCCUCGGCCCCCAGCCCCGUCCUCCCGCUGCCCGUGGGUAUUUAUGAGUUUCGUAUGAAGUACUGUGCCCCUUCCUCCCCCGGCCCGGCCACCCCUGAGCUUCCUGAAGGUCCUCACAGUUUGCAUAUCGCUCAGGCCACCUCCAAACCCAACCUAGGUUUUAUAAUGUAUAUUAUAUAUUUGUUGUGUAUUUUUUAAAUCCAGCUGUGAUGGGUUAUAUCGUAAAUGUGGCGCAAGGCUGGCGCAGGGGCCCUCAAGGCCCAGCUCCUGCUUAAAAAAAAAAAUUAAAAGUUAUUUGUUUGUGGGUUAGUCGUGUGACCAGUUGUGUGCCAUACCUCUGGGUUUGGGCAGCUUCGGGUGGGCACUCCUCGUGGCUCAGG
Globicephala melas (long-finned pilot whale) is the source of this 2893-nucleotide messenger RNA. It is a transcript of the gene TEAD3, whose product is annotated as TEA domain transcription factor 3. Gene Ontology annotation, molecular function: DNA-binding transcription factor activity, RNA polymerase II-specific; RNA polymerase II cis-regulatory region sequence-specific DNA binding. Gene Ontology annotation, biological process: hippo signaling; positive regulation of transcription by RNA polymerase II; embryonic organ development. NCBI's taxonomy places the organism in Eukaryota, Metazoa, Chordata, Mammalia, Artiodactyla, Delphinidae. Gene Ontology annotation, cellular component: transcription regulator complex. The record is from RefSeq and is a predicted model, not a curated record.